Messenger RNA from Fusarium tjaetaba, 474 nucleotides. Its product is annotated as multidrug resistance. NCBI's taxonomy places the organism in Eukaryota, Fungi, Ascomycota, Sordariomycetes, Hypocreales, Nectriaceae. Gene Ontology annotation, cellular component: membrane. Gene Ontology annotation, molecular function: ATP binding; ATPase-coupled transmembrane transporter activity; ATP hydrolysis activity. Bases 1 to 474 code for a protein of 157 amino acids. Gene Ontology annotation, biological process: transmembrane transport. The record is from RefSeq and is a predicted model, not a curated record. The transcript has a single exon.
AUGUGGUUAUCAAGGACGGCAUCUUCGGCUAACGAGGACGUUGCUGGUCUCAAGCAUGUCAACAUCACCAUUCCAUCGUCACAUCUCACCGCCGUCAUCGGUCCUGUUGCCAGCGGAAAGUCUACUCUAUGCAAAGCAACUCCUGGUGAAGUCCCCCUUGCGACUGGACACACGGCUGUCCUCGGUUCCACGGUCAUUGGCUACUGUGAACAACAGUCAUUUUUGACAAAUACCUCCAUUAGAGCCAACAUCAUUGGCGAUAGUCUCUUCAACGACGAGCUAUACAAUUCCGUGAUAAGCCCUACUGUGCUUGACCGGGACCUUGCAAACCUCCCCCAGGGCGAUAGCACGAUGGUCGGGAGUAGUAUUGCCCUGAGCGGUGGACAGUGGCAGCGAGUGACGGAGAAAACAUCAAGCAUAAUCACCGGCUGCUGGACUAGUCCCAGAGGCCGAUGUAUCUACUUUCAAUGGUAA